AUGGCCCCUAUUGCUGUCGACACACCCAAGCUCGGCCUCGCCCGGCCCCUCAAGCCCGAGAGCUCGAGGACCAAGGCGGUCAUGUACCGCACGGUCGACCCGUCGCCCGUUGCAGUCAAGACCGACAACAUCUACGUCACCUUUGAGGAUGGCAGUGUUGUCAUCGAUGCCAUGGGUGGGGCAGCCGUGUCCAUCCUUGGCUUUGGCAACCAGACGGUCAUCCAGGCGGUCAAGGACGAGAUGGACCGGUGUGGUUACAUCUACGCCGGGUUCUACUCCAACUCGGCGUCCGAGAGGCUCGCCUCCUUCCUCAUCGACCACAGCGAGGGCGACUUUGCCGGCGUCAACUUUGUCGGCGGUGGCUCCGAGUGUAUCGAAUCGUGUCUCAAGCUCGCAAAGCAGUACUGGUGGGAGAAGGGGAACACGACCAAGCGGCGCUUCAUCGGUCGCAAGAUGAGCUACCACGGGAACACAAUUGCGGCGCUGUCCGUCGGCUGGCAUCCGAUCAAGCGGCUGCCGUUCGCGUCGCUUGUCAACGAGGACAUGUUCUCCUGGGUGUCGGCUGCGCACUACGUGCACGACGGGCAACCUGGCGAGUCCGAGGCGGACUAUGCGACUCGACUGGCCGACGAGCUGGAUGCCGAGAUUCGGCGUCUUGGGCCCGAGACUGUCGCGGCGUUUGUGUUCGAGCCGAUGGUUGCGACGUCGAUCGGUGCGGCGCUCCCGCCGAAGACCUACUUUACCAAAAUCAAGGCGGUGUGUGACAAGCACGACGUGUUGUUGGUGUGUGACGAGAUAAUGUGCGGCAUGUGGCGCACCGGCAAGAUGUUCACCUACUGGCGCAUCGGCGAAGGUGUCAAGCCCGACCUUGUCGCGACGGCCAAGGCGCUCGGCGGAGGCUACGUGCCCAUUGCCGCGGUGUUCGCCUCGCCCAAGAUCAUGGACGCGAUUCACAACGGCAGCGGGAUCUGGAACAAUGGCUUCACGUAUACGUCGUUUGGCGUGUCGUCGGCUGGUGCACUCGCCGUGCAAAAGAUCCUCGUCGAGGGCAACUACACGGACAAGAUUUACGCGCUAGAGAAGCAGAUUGGCGCGACUCUUCGCCGCGAGCUCGCCGGGCUGGACGACUUUGUCGCCGACAUCCGAGGCCUCGGCCUGAUGUGGGCCGUCGAGGUCAAGGCACCUGGGCAAAAGGACUUUAAGCCGCGUCUCGGCGCCCGUGUCCAGCAGCGUGCCCUUGAGCUCGGUAUCACGGUGCUUGGCAUGGCCGGCGUGCGUGAGGAUGGCGACGGCGACAUUGCUAUGAUCUGCCCGCCGGCAAUCUGCACCGAGGAGCAGAUGGACACGAUUUGUACGAUCCUGGCGCAGGCGGUCAAGGAUGUGCGCGCGGAGGUGGGCGCGGAGGGCCUUGCAGAAGUGGGCGCGGCGUGA
This is a messenger RNA of Vanrija pseudolonga, 1431 nucleotides long. RefSeq names its product putative aminotransferasec. Gene Ontology annotation, molecular function: pyridoxal phosphate binding; transaminase activity. Gene Ontology annotation, cellular component: cytosol. The record is from RefSeq and is a predicted model, not a curated record. The transcript is spliced from 5 exons. The coding region runs from base 1 to 1431 and encodes 476 amino acids. Lineage: Eukaryota; Fungi; Basidiomycota; Tremellomycetes; Trichosporonales; Trichosporonaceae.